Drosophila suzukii is the source of this 3749-nucleotide messenger RNA. RefSeq names its product CCR4-NOT transcription complex subunit 6-like twin (gene twin). The record is from RefSeq and is a predicted model, not a curated record. Lineage: Eukaryota; Metazoa; Arthropoda; Insecta; Diptera; Drosophilidae. Gene Ontology annotation, molecular function: protein binding; poly(A)-specific ribonuclease activity. Gene Ontology annotation, cellular component: nucleus; CCR4-NOT complex; cytoplasm. Gene Ontology annotation, biological process: nuclear-transcribed mRNA poly(A) tail shortening.
CCUCAGACACAACGAUCGUUUUCAAUACAAGCACACACGUUACGUUGCUCUUUUUUUCAUCCCUUUCUCGUUUCGGUGACUCAUUUGCGUCUUCUGUAAUUUUCGUUAGUGCCAUUUCAAUUAAAUAACCAUUUGCAUAAUUGUAAAGUAAAGCGCAACAAGAGUGUGCUGGGUCCUAAAAACGAAUUGUACAAUUAAAAUGCAAUCAAAGCGGCGUUAAUGUAGUCAUUAAAGGCUGUCAGCAAAAAUACAAAACAAAAAAAAAAGGAAAGAAACACACACACAACCGAAAAACAAAACAAGGCGCACACAGCAACAAAAUUAUGAACAAAAAAAAAAUAACUAAAUUUAUUAAAAAGUGAAAGUUUUUAGUCGGCGCCGCCGUUUGCACAAAAUUACCAGAGGGAAAAAGAAAUGCAAAAACAAUCAACGAGUCUGCGAAACAAAGCAAAACAAAUCUCCAGAAAACCCGCUACCACCUUUUCGUUUUGAGAGCGACCCAGAAGAGAGAAGAGUGGAGAGGAGAAGAGCGAGCCGAAGCGAUUGGGUUCCACAACUCCAAAACUCCCAUUACCGUAGGAUCGCCGCAGAGCGGAGGUACCGGGUUCGAUUCCAAGCCGUGGCUCCCCUUGCCGCGGCACAAUAUGUUGUAAGCAGCGGCCCAGCCACGGCAACCAAUUCGAGGAACGGAGGGGCGGGUGUGGUUCGCAAGAUCUUCCACCCGCACCAUCAUCCACAUCACCAACAUCAUCCGCCUUAUCAGCAGCAUCUGCAUCAUCAGCAGCAUCCAUAUCAUCCUCAUCAUCCGUCGUAUUACCAGCAGCCAUAUCAACGCACUUUUUAUGCCCAGCUGCCCCAGACGCCUCAGGUCGGCUUCGCCCCACCUGCCCCAUUGUACCACCCCCUCAGGUGGAGAAACCCAUGUGUCAGUAGUCCAACACCACGCAUCACCGUCAAUCCACCGCCCCAGAGGCCCUGGCUGCCACUGGCCAAGCCCAACAAAACGCGACCAGCCUGCAUUUUUACGGUCAUGUGCUAUAAUGUGCUCUGCGACAAGUACGCGACGAGGCAAAUGUACGGAUACUGUCCGUCGUGGGCCCUCUGCUGGGAGUACCGGAAAAAGUCGAUAAUCGAUGAGAUACGGCACUACGCAGCGGACAUCAUUAGUCUGCAGGAGAUCGAGACGGAACAGUUCUACCACUUCUUCCUGCCAGAGCUCAAGAACGAUGGCUACGAAGGCAUCUUCUCGCCCAAGUCGCGAGCCAAGACAAUGUCCGAGCUGGAGCGGAAGUAUGUCGAUGGCUGUGCGAUAUUCUUCAGGGCGUCCAAGUUCACGCUGAUCAAAGAGUCGCUGAUCGAGUUCAACCAGUUGGCAAUGGCCAAUGCCGAGGGCUCCGACAACAUGCUGAAUCGCGUGAUGCCCAAGGAUAACAUCGGCCUGGCUGCCCUGCUCAAGGUGAAGGAGAACGCCUGGGAGCCGAUGUCCGAGGUGACGCAGAUCUCGCAGCCGCUGCUCGUCUGCACGGCGCACAUUCACUGGGAUCCGGAGUUCUGCGACGUCAAGCUCAUCCAGACGAUGAUGCUGAGCAACGAGCUGAAGACGAUCAUAGACGAGGCGAGCCACAGCUUCCGGCCGGGUCACAAGAACGACUCGAAUGCCGUCCAACUGCUGCUGUGCGGUGACUUCAACUCGCUGCCCGAUUCGGGCGUGGUGGAGUUCCUCGGCAAGGGCCGCGUUGCCAUGGACCAUCUGGACUUCAAGGACAUGGGCUAUAAGUCCUGCCUGCAGCGAUUGCUCUCGAACGACACCAACGAGUUCACGCACUCGUUCAAGCUGGCCUCCGCCUACAACGAGGACAUCAUGCCGCACACCAACUAUACGUUCGACUUCAAGGGCAUCAUCGACUACAUCUUCUACACGAAGACGGGCAUGGUGCCGCUGGGCCUGCUCGGUCCCGUUUCCAAUGACUGGCUGCGCGAGAACAAGGUGGUGGGAUGCCCCCACCCGCACAUACCCUCCGAUCACUUUCCGCUGCUCGUGGAGUUGGAGCUGAUGCACACGGCAAGCCAACAGGCGCCUCCCAACGGGCUGAUCAAUCGCCGGUAGCAAUAGAAUCGACGCGGCAGACCCACCACCAGCAACACCACCACUACCAGCACCACCCUGAUGACGACGACGACGGCGCCGGCGGCCACGCGCACGCCGGCUGCCAGCGGGGGAGCAAGCGGAAGUGGGAAUGGGACUGGGAGCGGGAACAGCGGAGGCGGUGGCGGCGGCGGCGGAGGUUCAGGUGGCGGUGUAGCUGCAGGUGGAGGCGGCGGCGGCGCACUCAUGAUCCCGGGCGGCUACAGGGGACGGAGCUGCAGCAACAGCGGAUGCCAUCGUCUGACGGCUGCCCUUGGAGCGGCGAGAAAAGCAGCCAAUCCCGCAACGCCAGCGGAUAAUAAACAGGUCACCGCUCCGCAUCCCGCUCCCAACUGACGUGGCGAUCUGCUCGCAUCAAAAUUCAGUUUUAGUUAGAUACGACAUACGACUUUGAUUUCUAACCCCCGGUCUCCCAGCUCUUGUACCAAUCACAUCCCCCUCAAGAACCCUAUAAGUUAUAAGCUGACGACGUUGUGGAGGUUCCGCCGCUUUGUGCGCUGGAUCGCAAAGUGUGCUCACCGAUGCAACCCAUUAACUAAGAUCGUAAUCGUAAUAGGAAGGAAUAUAAUUUACUUGCUGCACUCCUCUUCCGCGCUUCUCGUUUUGAUUUUAUCAACUGCACGUUUUCACCAUCGAAUAAAUCCAUUAUAUACAAUAUGCAUAUGUCAAAUUCUAUCUUGAAACACACUGCUCAUUCACACAGCAAAAGUAAAUCUAAGCUAAUUCCGUUUAGCAAAAUUAUUAGCAGCCGUUCGUAAAUAGUACCGGAAACCAAUUAUGCAUUAAGUAAAAAGUAAAUUACAUUGUGUAAAAAUUAAACGAAAAAAGUUAUCUAAGUAAAAAAAAAGCAAAUUUAUCUGAUCGAACCGUUUUCUAAAUUGGGUCUGAAAGGAUUACAAAAAAAAAAAAACUACUGAGUUACAAGAUACAAGAUUUAUGUGUAUAGAUACUAUUUUGGCCAGCCAAGUAAAUUGAACCGGAAUCGCUCCGGAUGUGCAAAGUAAAAUAGAUCCUUUAACUAGUUGAUAAUGCAGCGCAGAAUCAUGUAAUGUAUAACAUUAGAAAGCUUCAAAAAUAGUUCGGUCUACUUUUAUUUGAAUGCAUUGGGGUAGGUCGAUUUGUGUAGAUGUUAAUGAAUCAACAGAAAAUAUUCUUAGGGGCGGAACGUACUACAUGAGUAUUUUCCAAAAUAUUCCCUAAAACAGUGUUUAUUUCGUAGAAUUGAGACUCAAAAGAAUACUUUUCGCCCCUCUGAUUCUAAAGUAAGAUAAAUGUACCCACCCUACUGUGCAUAUUUAGACCUAAAGAGAUCAUAUAUAAAUAUUAACUAUGUGUACAUACAUGCGUGCAGCAAAAAAUACAAAAUAAAUGUCGUAAAAAAGUAUUUUUAAGUACAGAAUGGCCGAAGAACCAUCCUGCAUGGAAACGUUUCAACUCACACACCAAUUCCAUGACCGGCCCUCAUUGUAAACUCCAUUAAAUGUCGAGGUGUAACAGAUAAAUAUGUAAACUGAUGACAUAAACGAGGCGCACAUCGUUAGGCGAUCUUCAAUCACCGAAACCCCUCAUCAAUAUAAAUAAAGUCAAGAGAGAAUCAAAUGUA